Messenger RNA from Verticillium dahliae VdLs.17, 3027 nucleotides. RefSeq names its product KapH. NCBI's taxonomy places the organism in Eukaryota, Fungi, Ascomycota, Sordariomycetes, Glomerellales, Plectosphaerellaceae. The transcript has 2 exons. Gene Ontology annotation, biological process: protein import into nucleus. Gene Ontology annotation, cellular component: cytosol; nuclear envelope. Gene Ontology annotation, molecular function: small GTPase binding. The coding region runs from base 1 to 3027 and encodes 1008 amino acids. The record is from RefSeq and is a predicted model, not a curated record.
AUGGCGAUGGGCUUGAAGCAAGCUCCCCCUAAACCCUCUUGCACGUGGGAACAACAGCUCACCUUUACCCUGCAGUCGAUAUUCCUUGACAAGUCCCUCCCCCGGCAGAUUCGGUUCCUUGCUGUGAUCCAGCUCAAGAACGGCAUCGACAAAUACUGGCGAAUUGCUCACACAAGUAAAGGUGGCCUCAGUCUCGACGAGAAGAAUCUCAUUCGCCAGAAGCUCUUUCCAGGCACCCUCGACGAGGAGGAUGAGGCACUUGCCCGCCAGAACUCUCUUGCUGCGGCAAGAAUCGUCAGGGUCGACUAUCCCCGACAAUGGCCCGAAGCGCUCCCAAGCCUCAUUGCUCUGUUGCGAUCUUCUCGAACGGGCCAGCCGCAACAUCUCCAUGGCACCCUGCAGAUCCUCCUCCAAGUGGUCAAGGAGAUGAGCACUGCACGUCUUCGUAGCGCCCAAACCGCCCUCCACUCUAUUACACCCGAAAUUGCCUAUGUGCUGGGAGAGAUUUAUGCAGAAAGGAUACCGGUUUGGGUCGACUUCCUGACCGGUGUAAAGGGUCAAGAUGGCGCCUCCGAAGCAGACAUUGCUAUUCGCAUCACCCUACUUACCCUGAAAGUCAUCCGUCGACUUCUCAUCUCUGGCUUUGAGGCUCCGCAUAAGGACAAGACCGUGCAGCAGUUUUGGACUCUAUCCCAAAACCACUUUGGUCAGUUCCUCGGCUUUGUCAGUCAGGAGUCUGCUGUCCCGGAGUCGUAUCAAGAGCUCGUCGGGAAGCAUCUCCUGCAGUUCACCAAGUUGCACAUGGAAAUGGCCACAUCGCAGCCGACAUCAUUCGCAGGCCUACCAAGUUCUCUUCCGCUCAUCCACGCAUACUGGGAUCUGGUUGCCAAGUUCGCCGAGGUGUUCGACAAGUCAGAAGGCAUCCGGCAGUCAAGCGGAGACGCAAAGUCCAAGGCCGAAGGACCGCUGCUCGAAAAGCUAACAACGCGUGCGUUGUUGCUGAUCAAGGCCUGUCUGGACCUGGCUUUCCUUCCAAAACACACUUUCGUCUAUCGGGGUCCAGAAGCUAAGAAAGAAGAGCACGAAGCGGUCGAGUUUAUCAAGAAUGAGCUGUUCAAAGACGACUUCUGCCUGCAGAUCGCAAACACGGUUCUCACGCAUCUUUUCGUCUUCCGCCAGUCAGAUCUCGAGGCUUGGGACGAAGAUCCGGAAGAGUGGGAGCACCAGGAGAGAUUCGACAGCUCAGCGUACGAGUGGGAAGUGCGUCCUGCCGCGGAGAGGGUGUUUCUGGGCCUCUUGAACCAAAGAAAGACCCUACUCGUACCUCAUCUGCUGUCGUAUAUCCAAACGGCUACUGGCGGACAGGCUGAUUUUGCCACCAAGGACGCGGUGUACACGGCCAUGGGCCUGGCUUCCCAACAUAUCUUCCAAGAGGUUGACUUCAACAGCUUCUUGACAUCUACCCUGGUCCCCGAUGCCCAACAAACUGGUCCUUUGGCGAAGGUGCUCAGGCGGCGGAUAUCCAUGCUCCUGGGACAGUGGGUGUUCCACAACGUGUCAAAUGAAAGCCGCGCCAUCGUCUAUGGCAUCUUCCGUCACUUCAUGGACCCCAACGCCGAGGGCAACGACAUUGUCGUGCUGAUUUCGGCUGCCCGAAACCUACAGAUGAUUGUGGAUGAGCUCGACUUUAGCGUCGACAACUUUGUGCCGCAUGCCCCUCAUAUCCUGGAACAACUCACCCAGCUCAUCCGAAACGUCAGCGUUGAUGAGACGCGACUCGCCCUCUUGGAGACGAUGAGACUGGUAGUGACGAGGUUGGAAGCCCAUGUCACACCAUUUGCUGAUUCCAUCGUGGGCGCGAUCGUAGAGGUAUUCCAAGUUGUUGGCAACCAGGAAUUCAUGGCGAAGACUGCCAUCGUUGCCGUAUUCAGCGCUCUCGUCACAUCGAUGGGCACCGAAUCGCAGCGAUUCCACCCCUUGAUGGUGCCACUUAUCACAGAAGUCGCGCACCCGACGUCUGAGCUCCAUACCUCUCUCAUUGACGAUGUGCUUGACCUCUGGAACUCUAUCCUGUCGCAGAGCAGUCCACCCGUCUCCACGGAGAUUGUCAGCAUCGCCCCCUUGCUGCUCCCGAUCCUGGAGUACAGCCCCGAGACGGCCGGCAUGGCACUAGAAGCGGUCGAGGCGUACAUCAUUCUUGCGCCUGGGGCCGUGCUGGAGGACACACUGCGCCGUCCCUUCUUGACCGCGCUCUCGGGGGCGCUCGAGGUCAAGAGCAGGGAACAGGUCAACGCCGCGACGCGAUGCAUCGAGUACCUCAUCAGGGCGGCCGAGGAGUACGGCGGCGCGAACGGCGUGUCGGUGGUCAUCCGAGACAUGCUCGAGACGGGCUUCUUGAAGAAGAUCCUCGAGAGGCUCCACGACGCGUGGGAGGCUCACCAGACGACCGGCCCCAAUAAGAAGUCCCCCAAGCUCAACACAGUGACCGAGGGCGACUACUUUGCCAUUCUCGCGCGCCUCGCGUAUGCCGACCCGACGCUCUUCGUCAACAUGCUGGCGUCCUUUGGCGACGUGCAGCAGCAGGUGUGGCCCUGGCUGACGACCGAGUGGUUCUCCUACAUGGAGAGCUGGGACCGCAUCGAGCACAAGAAGCUGACGCUACUGGGCCUCACGCGGCUGACGGAGCUGCCGAACCCCGUCCAGGACCUGACGCUCGGCAAGCUGCAGGACUACAUGAGCUUAUGGGCCGACACCAUUGCGGAACUGCAGGACGGGGCUGUCGACGGAUCUGACAACCUCGUCUGGGCCGAGCAGGAGGGCGACGAGUGGGACACGCCCAAGAGCAUCCGCGCCCGGGAGCUCUACCAGAGCGACCCGCUGCACCGUGUCGUGGCGAAGCAGUUUGUCAUGGAGAGGGUCCGGGAUCUCGUGCAGCGGGCGGGAGGCGAGCAGAAGUUUCAGGACGAGUGGAUGGUCAACGUGGAUAAGGAGGUGGUGCAGAAGUUUGCGCAGUUUGUGAGCUCAUGA